AUCAGGUGCCAGUCAAAGCCAUAAAAUUCUGCGAUCAGAGGGUUGAAUAUUGGACGAGAUUGUCAGUCCUGGGGCCGUUUCUUCAGUCUGGAAGCAAUUUUGGGGAUUGAUCAGCCUCGGGAUCCGAUCUCUCUGAUCUUCCCCGUGAACGGGGCAGAAGAAACAUGACCUUCCAGGCAGGGCAGCCCAGCUCAGUGAAAGGAAGUGUUUUCCUCUCGGGACUCUUCCUGAUCACUCUGUUAAACUGCGCCGGGUUGGUUUACCUCUUCGUGCGAUCCAGCACCGUGAGGUCCCAGCUGAAAGCUUUGGAGGGUCGCCUGGAGGACUUGUCUGGGACAUGGCCCAUGGAGCUCAUCUCACGCCUGACCCAGGACCACUCCGAUUUGGCUGAGCAGAGGAAUCGCAACAAGAGAAGCCACCAGGAGCCGGGGAGCCGGGAGGAAGCUGGGGACACUAUCAUGAUGAUGACAUACUCAAGGAUCCCGAUUCGAAUAUUCAUGGAUUUGUGCAACAGCACUAGGGGAAUAUGCUUAACAGGUCCAGCAGGGCCAGUUGGACCACCAGGCCCUCCAGGUUUAGAUGGAUUACCUGGGGUUAAUGGCUCAGAUGGACCUAUUGGGCUUCCUGGACCACCUGGAAAAGAAGGCAAACGAGCUCGAAAAGCUGCCCCUGGACCAAAAGGGGAACCUGGAGAUUUGGGACUGAAAGGUGACAAAGGAGACCCUGGUCCACCUGGUUUAGAUGGGUUACCAGGUCCAAAAGGUGAAUCAGGACCUAAAGGUGACAGAGGAGAGCCUUACAAUGAGAUCAUUUUGGAAGGUCAGAGAGGCCCUCCGGGUCCUCCAGGACCAGCUGGGCCUCAGGGUUCUCCAGGGCCAAUAGGUCCCCCUGGCCCACCUGGGUCCAAAGGAAAAUCCCGAAAUCAGCACAACACAGUCAGUUACGAUGAAGCUCGCGCAAUACCAAAUGACGACACUAUAAUCGGAAGGACGUCUGCACAAAAAGCACUGAGUUCCUUUUCGAAGAAAUUUGGACGUAUCAUAAAAUCAGUGGAUGACCCUUACAAUGUGACGAGGAUAGAAAACACAUUUGGAGCAUGGAUGAAGGACCCUGCGUCAAAGAACAAUGAACAGAUUUGGGUUGUUGAACACUUUUCAGGAUUGACUGUGCAAGAAUAUGAAAAUUUAGAAGCACUUAAAACUGGGAGCAACUUCAAGACGAUAACAUUGGCGCACUUUUUUCAUGGAUGUGGACAUGCUGUGUAUAAUGGUUCAAUUUAUUAUCACAAAGGAGGAUCUGAUAAUAUUAUAAAAUUUCCACUUGAUGGGAAACAACCCCAGCGCAUGAAAGUAGAAAAUGCUUUGCACAACAAUCGUAAUUACCUCUUCCAAAAUGCAAAGACAUAUUUUGACUUGACUGCAGAAAAAGGAGGACUUUGGGUAAUCUAUGCUUUGAGUCAUGAUGAAAACAUCAUUGUUGGCCAAAUUGAGAUCAAUGAAGAAUCAUUCUCAAUUGUUCAGAAUAUUAACACCACAUACCCCAAAUCAAAGGCCGGCAAUGCAUUCAUAGCAUGUGGGAUUCUCUACCUCACAGAUACUAAAGACACCAAAAUAGUUUUUGGGUUUGAUUUGUUGAAAGAGAAACAACUUGAUGUAAGUUUUGAUUUAAGAUCAUCAAAUGAUACGCUUACAAUGCUCUCCUAUGAUCCACAUGAUCGCACUUUAUAUACAUGGGAAAAUGGCUACUUAAAGAAAUAUGGUCUACAUUUCUUACCAGCUGAAUAAAUGCAAAUGAUUUUACAACAGAGAUGCAUGUGUAACUGGUACAGCUACUAAUUUUUAAUAUGCUCAUAAAGGUGAAAUUAUUUUUUCUCUGAUGCAAUAUUGGAAAUUUUUUUUGCCAAUAUAUUUGUACAGAACAUGUCUAAUAGUUAAAAUAGUAAUGCAACUUCUUUAACGCGUUAUAUUGUAUUUUAAAAUUUUUCUUUUAGGGUUUAGAGAUCUAGUUAGCAUCAAAUUGGUUUUACAUAAGUUUCUUAGCAACAAAAUAGAUAUAGGUUACAUUUAUACUAUAGUUUUACUGUUACGAUAAAAUAGCUUCCAUUUUGCAGUGACACUAAAGUUACAGUGCAGCUCUGGGUUCAGGUCCUACCAAACUCUGGGUAGGAAGUGACAGGCCUCUGCCCCCCCCCCACAAACCAAAUACCAUCUUAUGAAGGAAGUCUCACAUUCCAUGGUGAAAUAAUUCCAGUGCAAUGAUGAAUCUGGUUUAUAAAGUGCUGAAGGGGAUCCUUUGACCACCUCCACUCUUUCAAAUUCCCCAGACUUCAAUUAAAUGCACUGAGUGCGGACACUCGCCCACACUCAAGACUGGCAGCUACAUUAUAAAUGAACCCAUGCAUAAACAUCAAACAUUCCAACUACUUCUGAGGAAACUACUUGUACAAAAGUCUUUGGGGUAAAUUGUGGCUGUGUAAUCUUACAUGCACAUUGGAUAUAAGUAUAUUUACAUUUAUACUUGCUAGAAGGAACACACAUUCACACACGGGACUGUUCAAGCCUUGGGCCUUUUAAAAAUUAUCUGGAACCAAUCAGCACCCUUUUCUCCUGUAAUAUAAAUUGUUUGUCAUCGUUUGAAAUUCAGCAUUCUUGCAUUUUCCUGAUGAGUGCAAGACAAAAAGCUUCGGGAAUGUCUUUCUUUUCAGCAAUAUUCAAAAUCAAAAAUGAAUGCAUCAAUAUACUUAUUUAACAGAUGUUUUAUCUUAAAGGAUAAAGGAUUGCAUUAACUGCAUGCGAUAGAAUUUGCAUUACCAUCAGAGAUUAACGAGUUAUAGUAACAGAAUUUUGAACUGCUUAACAUGCUAGCUGUAUGGUGUUGUUUAUUUAGUAAGAAAGGGAUUCUAGUUGUUCUAUAUUUAUAUAAGAACUUCAAAUGCCUUUGAAAUGGCAAUAAAUCGGUAUAUGUAAAGUA
Molecule: messenger RNA, 2970 nt
Organism: Carcharodon carcharias (great white shark)
Lineage: Eukaryota; Metazoa; Chordata; Chondrichthyes; Lamniformes; Lamnidae
Gene: gldn
Product: gliomedin
Exons: 10
Coding region: 165-1784 (539 amino acids)
Biological process (GO): signal transduction
Cellular component (GO): cell surface
Source: RefSeq, a predicted model, not a curated record